CGUAAAUACUCAAUCGCCUGAGAGUAUUAUUGUUGUUUUAAGAAUAAAUGUUAUAAAAGCAAGAUCAGCGACAAAAGUCAAGUUUAGUCUGAAAUCGGUAGUUUGUUAAUGAAAAUAUAACUCUAUUGUGAGUACUGAACAAUGCGUAGCUGUUGCUUUAUAUUCAUCAUCUUGAUGCACUUUCGCUGUUUUAUGUCCAACGAGCUUCACAUUGAGGAAAUUACAAAUGAGACACAAAGAUGUAUCUUAGGAGAAGGUCCACAUUACGAUGUUAAGUCACAAAACUUGUAUUAUGUUGACAUUGCAGCACCUGCUAUAUUCCGUUAUAGUCUCGAAACUGGAAAGAUCUUUAAAGCAACAAUCAAGGACAACAACUCUCAAUUGGGUUUCAUAACACCGAUUGAAGGAAAGACUGAUGAAUUUGUUGUUGGUGCUGGACAUGAUUUGACUGUUAUUAGAUGGAAUGGUGAGUCUGAGGAAGCAACUGUUCUGAAAGUUCUCGUGACUGUUGACAGCCAAUUUCCAACGAAUCGCAUUAAUGACGCAAAAUGUGACCCAAAAGGACGUCUUUUCUUCGGUACAAUGGGCGAUGAAACAUCAAAUCUCAAGCAACAUCCAACUGGAUUCCUCUAUCGUUAUCAAACUUAUCCAAAUGCAACAAUAUUGAGAGAUAAUGUAGGAAUUUCAAAUGGUCUAGCAUGGAAUGAGAAUUUGGGAAAAUUCUAUUACAUUGAUUCUGUCACACGAAAUGUCAAGGCAUAUGAUUAUGAGUCAUCAACAGGGCAUAUCAGCAAUGAAUCAGUUCUUAUUGACUUUGCAGUCACUCAUCCAGAUAACGAGUUUGCACCCGAUGGCAUGACAAUUGAUGAGAAUGGAUUUCUUUAUGUAGCUACUUGGAAUGGAGCAAGAAUUUUAGUAAUUAAUCCAGUGACUAAAGAAAUUGUUCGAGAAAUUCAAAUGCCAACUGCCAAAGUUACUUCGCUCGCAUUCGGUGGACCAAGUCUAGACAUUCUCUUUGUCACAACAGCUGCAUAUCCAGCUUCAUACACACAUCCACCGCCAUCUGGUGCUGUUUUCAAAAUAACUGGAUUAAAUGUCAAAGGACUUCCAAUGAGUAACUUCAAAUUUGAUUAAGGAAAAUAAUUACACAUAAUAAGAAAAGAUUAAGUAAGGUUUUUAUCAAGGGGUGAGGGCUCCUCUCUACUCAUUGCAAUUUGGCUAAACUUUACUGCAAUUCAUUGCAAUUACAGUCCUUUGGUGUACUAUAGCAAAUUUUAUUGCACUUUGCUGCACUAAAUUGCAAUUUACUCUACUUCAUUCUACUUUGUUGCACUUUACUCGACUUUAUUCUACUUUAUUGCACAAAUUAUUCAGUUAAUGAUGUUAAUACUUUUAAUCUAUUUAUAUUAAUUUUUCAAAAGAAAAGAGCCAUUAAACAUGAUUGGUUAUUAUAAAUUUGUCUUUAAAAUUAUUGCAAAAAUGCAAUAAUGCGAAAUGCAAAAAUGCUAAAACUGUUAAAAACCUCCUUUAAUUCAAUUAUUAAUGAAUAUCUUAAAACGUAAGGAAAAAUGUCGAAAAAAAUGCAAUAUUAGAAGACUUUCACAUUUUUGAGAAAAAAAUGCAAUUCCAUAAAUAAACACAAAGAUGUGCAAUUUGUUUAAAAUUUGGACCGUAUUCAUGUGUGAAUAUAUUGUAUUUGAUCAGAUUGCAAAAUCAGUUUUCGGGAAAACGAAGCAUAAAGAUAAAUCAAGAUCCGCACCAAAAAGUUUUUGCCUUCAGUUUUACAUCGUAAUAAAAAAUCAAAAUUGAAAUUGAUUAAGGCAUUGCUGAGAAAAUCGCAAAAUUCAUUUUCUGUAAGCAAGCAAACAAUCAAAUUUUGCAAUCGAUUCGUGUAGCUCUAUAAAAGAACUAAUGUUAAUGUGAUUUUAAUAAAAUUGAACUUUGGAA
Messenger RNA from Chironomus riparius, 1947 nucleotides. NCBI's taxonomy places the organism in Eukaryota, Metazoa, Arthropoda, Insecta, Diptera, Chironomidae. The record is from the annotation of a GenBank genome assembly.